Pyrus x bretschneideri (Chinese white pear) is the source of this 1453-nucleotide messenger RNA. RefSeq names its product syntaxin-112-like. Bases 409 to 1308 code for a protein of 299 amino acids. The record is from RefSeq and is a predicted model, not a curated record. Gene Ontology annotation, biological process: exocytosis; intracellular protein transport; vesicle fusion. Gene Ontology annotation, cellular component: endomembrane system; plasma membrane; SNARE complex. NCBI's taxonomy places the organism in Eukaryota, Viridiplantae, Streptophyta, Magnoliopsida, Rosales, Rosaceae. The transcript has 3 exons. Gene Ontology annotation, molecular function: SNAP receptor activity; SNARE binding.
GUCGCCAUCGACCGGUAAAAGAAAAAUUAACGGCUACAUCAUUCACGGCAAUUUGAAAUUUAAGCGGUUACACAAUGAAACCCAACCCAAAAGAGCGAUCCCUCCUCUCUCUCUCUCUCUCUCGUUCAUCGGAAGACUUCCUUCUCGUCUCAGUUGUCUGUUCUCCUCUCACUCAUCCCCUCCCCCCAACCCCAAACAAAAGGAAAACAGAAACCCCCACUGUCAAAAUCGCAGUGAUAGUGACAAGAAAGAUAGUCGGCGACACUGCGGCGGUACCGAAACAGAGCACUCCUAUUUCUUCUAGAUCUCUUGGAGCAGAGAAACACAGAAGAAGAAGCACUGUAAUAUUGAGAAGAAGAUUUCGAUUCUUGAAUUUGAGAGGGUGGCUUUUGCAGAUUCUUUGCAAGGAUGAAUGAUUUGAUGACCAAAUCGUUCUUAAGUUAUGUGGAACUGAAGAAACAGGCGCAGAAGGACCUCGAAGCGGAUCUUGAUGUCGAAGCAGGCGCAGGCAAACUCAACCCGUCCGGCCAAGAAAACCUCUCUCAGUUCUUCCAAGAAGUCGGAGCAAUCAAGGCCGACAUGGAAGAGAUCACCAAUCUCUUGCACGGUCUCCAGUGCCUGAACGAAGAGGCAAAGUCCACACACAGCGCCAAGAUUCUGCGCGGGCUUAGAGACCGGAUGGAGUCUGACAUGGUUGCAGUGCUUCGGAAAGCGAAGAUUAUCAAGGCGAGGCUCGAAGCGCUUGAUCAGUCUAAUGCGAUCAACAGAAGAAAGUCCAAUGCGUACAAGGAAGGAAGCACUGUGGAUCGAACUAGAAUGUCCAUCACCGGUGGCUUGAGAGUCAAGUUAAGGGACCUGAUGGACAAUUUUCAAUAUCUGAGAGAGAAGAUAGUUUCGGAUCAUAAGGAAGAUCUCAAGAGGAGAUACUACAGCGCAACGGGUGAUUUGCCAUCCGAUGAGAUGAUUGAAAAGAUUAUUUCUGGAAGCUUGAAAGUUGAGUUGUUCGAAGGGAAGACAGAACUGGAUAUGGGGAACAAGGUCCGACAUGAGGCGGUGAUGGAUAUCCAAAGAAGUCUGACAAAGCUUCAUCAGGUGUUUCUCGACAUGGCUGUUUUGGUUGAGGCACAAGGGAAAGACAUUGAAAAUAUCGAAGAGAAUGUGGCGAAUGCUGGUUAUUUCAUCAGUGGAGGCACAAAUAGUCUUCAUUAUGCCAGCCAGAUGAAGAAGAACAAGAAGUGGGUUUACUGGGUGUGGGCUGUGGGACUGAUUAUACUUAUGGUUUGCAUUAUUUCGAUGUUCGCCUCAUGAUUAGAACGGAGUCGGUACAAUUUAGGGCUUGGUCCUGUGCAAGCAUGUCUUUAGUGAGCUUUCUGAGCUCAUAGAGUACUUUUCUUGACGCGAUUCGUGGUUCUGUUAAUCGACAGAAAUGUUAAUGAGAACUAGAUUUGAUUUA